GUUACAUACAUAAGGAAGGUAAUAGUCGAGCUGCCACGAAUAGAACUGCCCACUGUAGACGGUGGUGACAACGCCGUCGGUGUGCCCCCGUUAUGUGUAGCGUAGUGACCUACGCUCGAAUGUGUGAUUGCUACUAAGCACACUAUUGGGUUGCCCAUUCCGCAAUUUGUGCACUACUAUUCUCUGCUGAUGAAUUCAACUGUGUACAAUUUCCUUCGAACUUUGAGACGCUUUGACACCACUGGUGUUACGAUUCUCGUUUCUUUGCUUCUUCGGAGAUUUCUGUAAAUGAGGAGCUCGUAUUUGUUACGUAGCAAGUGCUGGGUUCACGAUUCUCAAUUGGUUACUGGGGAUUAGAAUUUCUUGCUGUUAAAUUUCUGUGCCUCCUACGACGUCGCUCUUAGAAUUUUGACUUGGUGCUUUGGUAGAAUUAUCCUCUUGUGAGGAGUUGUAUCCUAGAACAUUACUCAUUCCUUAUUCCUUUGUCGGAACGAUUUAGGUUUUACCCAAGUUACGGUGUCGGCUUCAAUGGAAUAUCUGAGUUUCGAUUAUGACCUUGUCAUCAUUCAAUGAGCGAUUGGACCCCUUGAAUGACUGUACCAGAACGAACAACUUAAAGCUGCUGUUGAGUCCCCGGAUCAACUCCUUUUGACGUUAUCACAAGACCUUGUCUAGGGUUUCCUCCAAGAUACGUUGCUCGAGGAGCUUGCAACAUGCCGAAGAUGCUCUUUAUCCGAAUUCGAUGCGCUCCUGUACUUACCCCACAUCCAAGUAUUUCUCGUAUUACGCAUCUGGCUGAGCGCUUCUUCUUGGCGCUUGAUAGGUUGCGUUAACAUGGGAGUGUAGAAUUCGUUGGCAUCAAUCAAUGCGAUUGGCCAUCUUCUGAAGAGAAGUGGAAAAAGCAAGAGGUCCUUUCUACAGGCUUUUGGAACUUCUCGUUUCAUUUUACGCAGCUGGCUUAUCUUUUACGUUGCCAAGGAGUCUCAUAGUGUAUUCGUCUCGGAUGUUCGGAUAUUCACCUUUGGCGGACAAGUUGUUUAGGAGUGCUCGUUGUCCUCCGUUGAUAGCGUGGUGAUUUGUUCUACUAUCUGUCCGGAGCUUCGUGGGUUUUAGGUUUUUACGGCGGACAUGGCGUAUAGCUCCUUUCAGCCUUCAUUCUCUUUCCUGGUAGCUUGAGCCGUUCUUCGUCUCGUGCAUUUUCGUUUGGAUAGAUUUGUUCAUAGUACGCUCACAGAUUACAAACUAGGUUCAGAAGAUUGUAUGCAUUGUGAAUAGUCUCACCGGAAAUAAUCCACUACGUAGUGCUUGACGACACGACUUUUUCUGAAUUAGCGUAGGUACGUUUCGUUCACCUGGACGAGUUGAUGCGAUGGUCUGAAGGGGAGCAGCAUUUACCAGACAGCUAUGAAGUUAGGGUGGCCUGUGUUGCUGGUCUUUGUGGCGUCAGUGUGGAAGAAAUUGCAGGUGUGGAUUCGCACGUGCGUCGCCAUCGCUGGCGUCAUUGCAGACGCCCUUCACGAAGCAGAAAUUGGCACACUACAUGUAGGGUGACAUCUUCUCUUUGUGUACUAGACAGGUUGCCGGUGAUUGUUCGACGUUUUCUGACUUGGAGCUUGGUUCUGAUGAAGAUAUAAAAAACUUGCAAUCAAGAGAUCGUCAAAGAUUCGUUGAGUAAUAGUCGUGUAGGUAGACGAUCUUUCUUGCUAGAUACCCUUUCCACUUGGACUGGUGGAGAAAUUAGGGUUGUCUGUCCAGCGGAUCAGGAUCUGUAAAUUGUGAAGGAAACGCUCAUCGUGAGGGAGCUCGUGAGUUUGGGCACGCACACAUCGAUGGAUGGCACUCAAAAGGAGAGCGAAGCGGUCACCGGCACCUACGAUGCGAUUGUCAUUGGUGCUGGAAUAAUAGGCAGCUCCACGGCUUACCAAUUAGCUAAACGGGGGAAGUCUGUUCUCCUACUCGAGCAGUUUGAUUUUCUUCAUCAUAUAGGGUCUUCACAUGGAGAGUCUCGAACGAUCCGGGUAACAUAUCCAGAACUUUAUUACACUAAAAUGAUGAAGGAAGCGUACCAACUGUGGGAAGAAGCUGAGACUGAAGCUGGAUACAUGGUAUACCAUCAAACUGGGCAACUUGACUUUGGUCCGCAAUCCAGCACUAGCUUGCACUCGGUAGUUUCUAAUCUGGUAGAGGAGAAUAUCGAACACGAAGUACUCACCCACGAAGAAUGUAAAGCCCGGUUUCCAAUCUUGAAAUUGCCUGAAGACUCACUCAUAGUGUACACAAAACAGGGAGGAAUCAUCCGGGCAUCUAAGGCUGUAGCUAUGUUUCAAGCACUUGCGCUUCGACAUGGCGCAACACUUCGAGACAGAGCCAAGCUUGUGCAAGUAUCUACGAGUUUAUCUUCCUCAGAUGGUUCAUUCGAAUAUGUUGUUGAAACCAGCCGGGGCACUGCUUUCGGAAGGACUUGCGUAUUAGCAGCUGGCGCUUGGACUCCUCAGAUUGUGAGAGAAUUGUCAGGUUUAGAGCUCCCCAUUGAGCCGUUGCACACAUCAAUCGCGUACUGGGAAGUAGUAGACUCCGAUCCAGAUGUUUUAUCUGCAGCCAAGGGCUUCCCAGUCUUUGCAGACUACGGUCUGCCAUACAUUUACGGUACACCCUCAAUUGAGUACCCUGGUCAAAUCAAAGUUUCUGUACAUAGUGGGACUCCUUGCGACCCCAACAAGCGUGUUGUCGCGCCGGAUAUGCAUCUUCUGCGGAAGGAAGUAAGCCCAUGGCUUGUGAGUCGGUUUGCAGGAACUGUGCAAUCUGAAUCUCCGAUUACAGCACUAGGGUGUAUGUACUCCAUGACUCCAGACGAGGAUUUCAUUCUAGACUUCCUUCCUUUGAAACCGAACGCCAUGUGCAGCACAAAUGGGUCAAUCCUAGUGGCAGCAGGAUUUUCAGGACACGGAUUUAAGAUGGGUCCGUUGAUUGGACGCAUUAUGGCGGACCUCGCCCUCAAUGGAACUGCUUCAAAUGUGCCACUGGAAAUUUUUUCCAUCAGGCGUUUCGAGAACACUUUGGGUAACCAGAAGGAGGAGUCACAGGUGAAGCCAGUGGUGCACUCCCCGCAUUUAUAGAAUUAAAUUCGUAUUAGUUGUAAAUGGUCUGAUCUACGAUGCUAUAUUCAAACCUUGUAGUGUGGCAGGCUUGCGCGUUGUAUCAAGAUUAGUAUAUAGGUCCUAUACAGAAAAGGUUCGCAUACUAAUGGCAGAUACCUUUCGGGCUUCUAGUUAAGCAAAUAGCGUUUAGGUGAUAUGAAUCAGCUGUACGAUGUUUGCAAGAAGUAAAUCACAUCUGUUUUUGUUCAUUCACCA
Physcomitrium patens is the source of this 3353-nucleotide messenger RNA. Its product is annotated as putative sarcosine oxidase. Gene Ontology annotation, molecular function: sarcosine oxidase activity; flavin adenine dinucleotide binding. NCBI's taxonomy places the organism in Eukaryota, Viridiplantae, Streptophyta, Bryopsida, Funariales, Funariaceae. The record is from RefSeq and is a predicted model, not a curated record.